Molecule: messenger RNA, 2426 nt
Organism: Glycine soja
Lineage: Eukaryota; Viridiplantae; Streptophyta; Magnoliopsida; Fabales; Fabaceae
Product: glycosyltransferase BC10-like
Exons: 2
Coding region: 785-1948 (387 amino acids)
Cellular component (GO): membrane
Molecular function (GO): glycosyltransferase activity
Source: RefSeq, a predicted model, not a curated record
AAUCUUAGGUUAAUAAUACUAAUCAUGCUACUUCUCUCUCUCUCUCCUUGGAGUACCCGUCUCAACUUUCCUUUAACUGGGGCUUCAUUCAAAGCCUAAAAAGUAAAAACAAAACAGAAAGAGAAAAAUUAGAAACACCACCACUUAGCACGUUUUUAACACAGUGAUGAGAAUGAAAGAGUAGAGAUUGCAGAGGUCGCACAAUUCCCACUUCCAUUGAAAUCUGGCGCAAUUCAAGAGUAAGGGAGAAAAGUGUGAAGGGAUCCUCCACUUUGUUCCUCAAACUUCUUUCUUUGCCAUUGAUUGAACUGUGUUUUUGAACAUGGCAUCAUGGUAAUGCGUUUCUCACGCUUCUCUGCUUAUUGUUUCUUGUUUUUCUUCCCUCUCUAAUCCACCCUUCAAUGCCAUUUCCACCCUUUCCGAGAAAACGGGAAACCAAAGUUUGGAUUUGUUCAAAAUUCUUAAUUUUCUGGUUUUUGAACGGUAUGAACAUUGUUGGUUUUAAGGGGAGCUGAUUUUCUUACGUUAUUUGAUGUGAUCUCGUGCUUAGUUUGGUGUUUUGAUCUGUUAUUUGAUAUGGGCUGUGAUCAGUUCUCCCAACGAAGAAGGAAGGAUGGCCCAUGUGGUAGAAAUUAGAAUAGUGUGACACGUUUGUUUUGAUUUGGUUGUGCAUUGAAAACUGAGGUUUUUUAUGCGUAUGAGGUGUUUGUGAGAUUUGAUUAUGUGUGAAGGAACACGAGUACUAAGAAUCUAAGUUUGAUUGGUAGAGAGCAGAGGAAAAACCAUGCAGUCUAGGUUGGAGGAAGGGAAGGACCCUGCUGGAUUUAGGACUACUCCCUCUAGGCCCUUCCCUUUGAGACUUCUGCAGUUCUUCUUGGCCUUUUUGGUUAUUGGCCUAGGUGCUUCGUUUCUUAGCAUGUACAUGAUUAGGCAUUUUGGUAUUCAUAAUGUGGCUUUGGUUCAGUCUUCAUUUAAGCCUUGCUUUGAGCAGCCGGCAACCUUAGAAAGUUGGAUUAGGCCUCGAUCCAGUUUGCUGCAUACCAUGAAUGACACCGAACUCUUCUGGCGAGCUUCUUUUGUUCCAAGGAUCAAGAGUUAUCCUUUUAAAAGAACUCCCAAGAUUGCCUUCAUGUUCUUGACCAAGGGACCCUUGCCAAUGGCACCACUCUGGGAGAAGUUCUUUAGAGGGCAUGAGAGGCUUUAUUCAAUCUAUGUUCAUUCGCUGCCAUCUUAUAAUGCUGAUUUUUCACCAUCAUCAGUCUUUUACAGGAGACAGAUCCCAAGCCAGGUGGCAGAGUGGGGAAUGAUGAGUAUGUGUGAUGCUGAAAGAAGACUUCUGGCUAAUGCAUUGCUUGAUAUCUCAAAUGAAUGGUUUAUCCUCUUAUCAGAGUCCUGCAUUCCCCUCCAAAACUUCAGCAUUGUGUACCUUUACAUAGCACGCUCAAGAUAUAGCUUUAUGGGUGCAGUUGAUGAACCUGGUCCUUAUGGGAGAGGACGGUAUGAUGGAAACAUGGCACCUGAGAUCAACAUGAGUGACUGGCGAAAAGGCUCUCAGUGGUUUGAAAUUAACCGAGAACUAGCUCUUAGGAUAGUUGAAGACAAUACUUACUAUCCUAAGCUCAAAGAAUUCUGCAAACCACACAAAUGUUAUGUUGAUGAGCACUAUUUUCAGACAAUGUUAACAAUUAAUACUCCUCAUCUUUUGGCAAAUAGAAGCCUCACUUAUGUGGACUGGUCAAGGGGUGGUGCUCACCCAGCUACCUUUGGGAAGGAUGACAUCAAAGAGGAAUUCUUCAAGAAAAUUUUGCAAGAUCAGACAUGUCUUUAUAAUAACCAGCCAUCUUCCCUUUGCUUCUUAUUUGCAAGAAAAUUUGCACCUAAUGCUUUGGGCCCUCUUUUAGACAUAGCACCCAAAGCUCUAGGAAUUGGAAAAAGGCAUAGCUUCUAAGCUACAUCAUUGAAGGAGCACACGCUGACAGAAGCAUGUUAGUUAGCCAUCUGCUAACUCUGUUUUAGUCGCAUGAUUCAUCAUCUAAUCUCCCUGCUUUGCAGAAAUUUUGAGUUGCUCCUCCAGCAUUUAGAUGUCUAGGACAUUGAAUCUAAACCAUAUUUUACAGAAGUAUUAGCCAAAAUAUUGAUUAAUACUUUAUUGGAUUAUUUAUUAGUUAAGUAAAUAUUGUACCCAUCUUUUUGGAAUAUGUUUUGUCAUUUACACAAGUUAUUUUUCUGGCCAUUAAAAAAUGCACUAGCGUAUUAUUUUGAGGCAUCCAGUAUGUGGUUCUUUCAAUUGGCAGUUUCCAUCUCUGCUAGUUGGUUUAUCUUGCAACUAAGAUGCCAAGGCCAGAGCUAUGAAAUAUACUCAGAUGUCAGAAUUAUAGUUUGUUUCAUGUUGGUAAAAAUAUCAGUAAGCCCCUCUUUUGGCUUUA